This is a messenger RNA of Diaporthe amygdali, 1887 nucleotides long. RefSeq names its product Sugar transporter STL1. The coding region runs from base 1 to 1887 and encodes 628 amino acids. The record is from RefSeq and is a predicted model, not a curated record. The transcript has 5 exons. Gene Ontology annotation, cellular component: membrane. Gene Ontology annotation, biological process: transmembrane transport; carbohydrate transport. Gene Ontology annotation, molecular function: carbohydrate:proton symporter activity. NCBI's taxonomy places the organism in Eukaryota, Fungi, Ascomycota, Sordariomycetes, Diaporthales, Diaporthaceae.
AUGGGCUAUAGCACCUGGUGGAAGCGGCUGUCAGCCAAACAGCUCAACAUCGCCAUACAAACCUUCUCUCUCAUCAGCAUUCUCUUCGAAGGCUAUGACCAGGGUGUUAUGGGCGGUGUCAACGCCUCGCCAAGAUAUGUUGAAACAGUCGGGAUUGGUCUCCCCGACGGCACUGUCACGGAUACUCUUCAUCAGGGAGGCAUCGUCUCGGUGUACUACAUGGGCUGCAUUGCGGGUUGCUUUGGUGGAGGUUGGGCGGCGGAUCGGAUCGGCCGUAUAAACGGUAUUUUCAUAGGAUGCAUGUUCGCCUUGGUCGGAGGGGCUCUUCAAGCCGCAACGCAAUCCAGCGACUUCAUUAUCGUUUCCCGAGUGGUCACAGGCAUUGGCACUGGGGCGUUAACGGGUAUAACACCGGUGAUGGUCGCGGAAACAUCCACAGCAGGACAUAGAGGCGGCUUCCUCGGCUACGUCUUCAUUGCCAAUUACCUCGGUAUCUCCGUCGCCUACUGGCUGUCGUUCGGACUUGCCUUCAUCGAUGGUGGCUACUCGGAAGUUCGAUGGCGAUUCCAACUAGCUUUUCAGUGUUUUCCCGCCCUGCUUCUCUUGCUCGGAAUCAAGAUGUUGCCGGAUACACCUCGGUAUUUGGCAUCAGUCGGAAGGUUUGACGACGCGCGAAAUGUCAUCGAGUCUGUUCGUGGAGGAUUCGGCCCCGAGGUUGAAAGAGAGUAUCUUGAGAUCAAGGCUGUUGCGGAAGAGAGUACAAAAUCUUCGCCCAUAGAGUUCAUAAAGAUCCUGAUUGGAAAAGGGCCUAAGCCCGGCUUUAAUCUUGGUCAGCGCGCCUGGUUAUGUUUGUUCCUGCAAGUCAUGGCAUCGUGGACCGGCAUUACGGCCGUAACGGCAUAUUCUCCGGUUCUCCUGUCGCAAGCCGGAUAUACCAAAUUAACCCAGAACGGACUUGCUGGCGGCCUGAACACCAUUGGUAUCAUCGGCACCAUCGUCAGUGCCCAGAUUGUUGACCGUCUCGGUCGAAGAACAUGUUUGAUGGGCGGCGCUUUUUGCCUCUUUGCCGUGAACCUAAUCGCAGGCUCACUCUACGAAGCUUCUCGUGCCAAUCCUGACAGAGCUACUCAAUUUGCCCCCGCUGCUGUAGCAAUGUUAUUUCUUUUCAACCUGUCAUAUGCGGCUACAUGGGGAACAGUUGCGUUUCUUAUCCCAACGGAAGUUUGGUCAUCUGACUUGCGUGCGCAAGGCAACGGGUUUGGAAUCACCGGUUGGGCUAUUGGUGUUGGAAUGACCACCCUUGUGAACCCGAUCAUUUUCGAAGUCUUGGAGAAUCGGACGUACUUCCUAUUCGCUGGCCUCAACCUUAUUUGGGUGCCCAUUGUGUAUCUGUUCUAUCCCGAGACCUCAGGCCGUUCCCUUGAGUCGAUUGAUGCACUCUUCGCUGCAAACAGUGCCUUUACAUGGGACAUGGAGCGGAGCUACUUGGCUCACAGUGACGUUUUGGCUAAUCGUGGGCAUGGCAAUGAAGGGAAUGUCUUCAUCGGCAAAACACACGCCAAUCCUGCACAGACAGGGGCUUGUGGAAUUUAUGAAAUUCAUGAAUUCAACAUUGACUCUCGUUUUGCGGUGCCCAAACGGAUUUACGACGUUGGAAAUAUCGAAUUCACGUGCAAGAUUUUCAGCAACCAAAAGUAUUCUGGGCCACCUGGCGUCCAUUCAGACAUACUCAUGGCCGAUGGCCGAGUCCAGAUGGUCCAAAGAGAGAUUCUCGACAGGUACAGACGUCCCGUGGGAGAGUACAUAGCAGAACGUAUUGGACAGCUGAACCCCGAAGAGCAUGUGGAGCGCGACUUGCUCUACCUAGCAUGCGAUCCCAGCGGGUGA